AUGCCGGCAGCGGUAGUGUGUGGACGGAAAAGAAGCAGCUACCACCUUUCUGAUGAGAAUAACUUUGCUUAUUCUUCUUCUUCUUCGAAAAAGCUGCGUUGCUCCACUUCUGCUUCCGCUUCGCCUUCUGGCUUUCAUCACUUAAAAUCUCUCUUCCCUCACACUCCCCCUCAGCUUCUUGAGAAAACACUGGAAGAAUGUGGUAAUGAUUUGGACUAUGCCAUCAAGAGCCUCCAUGAACAUGAGCAUUGUUUAGAACCCGUGGAAUAUUAUUCAGGUUCUGAUCAAGAUGUUGAGCAAGUUACAUUAACUGAUGGAGAUGCCGCUGCGUUUGGGAGUGCACCGCCACCAAGCAACCUUCCUGCUGAUGGGGCAGAAUGGGUGGACUUGUUGGUGAGGGAAAUGAUGAGUGCUACCAGUGUUGAUGAUGCCAGAGCCCGUGCCUCUAGAGUACUGGAGGUUUUGGAGAAAUCAAUCAGUGCACAUGCUGCUGAAGAGUCAGCUGAGAGUUGUCAGAAGGAAAACAUGGUAGUGAAGGAGAAAAUUCAAGUAUUGAUCAGAGAGAAUACCAUACUAAAAAAGGCUGUGGCUAUCCAGCAUGAACGUCAGAAAGAGUUUGAUGAUAAGAACCGAGAGUUGCAGCAGUUGAAGCAGCUGGUUUCUCAAUAUCAGGAACAGCUGAGAACCCUUGAGGAUACGUUAGAAUAA
Dovyalis caffra is the source of this 708-nucleotide messenger RNA. NCBI's taxonomy places the organism in Eukaryota, Viridiplantae, Streptophyta, Magnoliopsida, Malpighiales, Salicaceae. The record is from the annotation of a GenBank genome assembly.